Messenger RNA from Danio aesculapii, 573 nucleotides. RefSeq names its product synaptonemal complex central element protein 2 (gene syce2). The coding region runs from base 1 to 561 and encodes 186 amino acids. Gene Ontology annotation, cellular component: central element. The record is from RefSeq and is a predicted model, not a curated record. NCBI's taxonomy places the organism in Eukaryota, Metazoa, Chordata, Actinopteri, Cypriniformes, Danionidae. The transcript has 5 exons. Gene Ontology annotation, biological process: synaptonemal complex assembly.
AUGGCUCAGCAUUUUUUUGGAAGUUCAGGCUCCAUGACACUGCAGUCAACACCCAAAUCUGCUCUUCACCAUACAUCAGCAAAGGUGCCAGAUGAUGGUCUGAAUUCAACCGGUGGAACUCUGUCAUUCGUAACUCUGGAUGACAGCAGUGAUCUGCAAAAUGAGGAUUCAGGAAUUGGUGUUUCAAAAACGUCAUCUAGAAGUUCAGCCAACAAUACAGCGGAAGAUGUUGCCAUAUUGUCUCCAACCAAUUCACCAAUAGAUGAUAUUGGAAAGAAAGCACAUGACCUUAUUGAAAGCAUCAAUGAGAGACGAGCCUUGGACCAACAUGUGAUGACCAGCUUUGAGGAACAACUCAUUAAAAAGGUGACUGAGAUGUGUCAGCAGGUGAAGGAUCAGAUGUUUAAGUAUUAUGAAGAGCACAGUCAGGGCAUAGAGAACAGCAUCACUGAGCUGUCGGAGGUGCUGGAGAGAAGCAGUCAGCUGAGUAUGGAGCUUCAGGGAGCGAGUCAAACCCUGGCCAUCAUCAAUAAAGGCCUGCAGCACGGCACAGAGCAGUAGACAGGGUACACU